This is a messenger RNA of Pecten maximus, 8740 nucleotides long. Its product is annotated as chromodomain Y-like protein 2. Lineage: Eukaryota; Metazoa; Mollusca; Bivalvia; Pectinida; Pectinidae. Gene Ontology annotation, cellular component: nucleus. The coding region runs from base 49 to 2742 and encodes 897 amino acids. The transcript has 7 exons. Gene Ontology annotation, molecular function: transcription corepressor activity. The record is from RefSeq and is a predicted model, not a curated record.
CCCCUAGCGCCCUCCGUCGAUUCAGGGAGCGCUCAAUAUUUGCGGGCAAUGGCGGACAACGAAAUUUAUGAGGUUGAAUGUGCUGUAGACAGACGAGUCAAUGAUACUACACUGGAAUAUCUAAUACGUUGGAAAGGUUUUAAUGAAAACUGGGAUACAUGGGAACCUCUGGAUAACCUUCUGGAUUGUCUCCAUCUUCUCAAAGACUUUGAAGAGAAAAAUGAUGGAAAAGCACAGAAAUCUACAAAACAGAAAGAUGAAGCUCAUGAUUUCGCAAUGGAGCUCAUCAACAAGAGCAUUUAUCAUAAGAAAUCAGAAGCAAAAUCAAAAACAUCUCCAAAACAAAUUAGUAAACAGUCUCCAAAAUCAACGAAAUCUCCUAAGUCUCCAGAGAAAGGUAAAAAUGUAUGUAUUUCAAAGGACAGAAAGUCAAACCAGUCUCCCAAUAAACAAACUGUAAACAAAGUGUCAUUGAAAAGAAAAGCUGACGAUACAGAUUCAAGCCCGGGACAACCCACUACAAAAAAGAAGAAGCUUUCAAUAGAAGGGAAAGCUUCAUCAUCAGAAUCCGUGAAGAAGGUUAACUUCAAGAAUGGGAAAGCAAUUACUCCAGGAAUGGGACAGACAAAAUCUGUCAAAGGGAAGGGAAAUUCACCUGAAUCACCAAAGAAAAAGACUUUGAAAAAGACAAAACUACUCUCUUCAAAAAUAGAGAGCAAUGAUCAAGAAAAGAAAAAAUCCACAGGUUCUAAGAAAGACUCAGAGAAGAAAACAACCAAGAGACCAAAUAUUGCUCUUUCCAAAACAGAUAAAAAAGAAACGAAAAAGCAAAAAAUGGUUAGCUCAGUGAAAGGGAUAAGCAAGUCUAUAGGUACAAAAGAACAUUCUUCAAAAGCAGCUAAAAAAGUGCUAAGUAAAAGUAAGAAAAUUGCUCAGGACAGAGUGAAGAAUAAAAAUACUGUCAAGAAGCUUAAAGAAAAAGGAUCUCCUAAAUCUCAAAAAAUGGAAAACAUGAAAAAGAAAGAUACUAAACCUGUCGGCAAAGAAGAAUCUCAAGGUUUGAAGAAAACACCAAGUUUAAUUAAGACUAAAGCUUUUGAUUCAAAACAGUCAAAGUCAAAUAAAAACUUUUCAUUGAAAGUAAAAUUAAAAGCAUUGAACUUGGGUCCAGAUGGAAAAUCUCAGAUUUUAAAGAAGAAGGAAGCAAAGAAGCCUAACAAUAAAGGGACUGGUACAAGAGAGUUUGAAGAACAUCUUAACAAAAUAAGAGCAAUUAAAAAACGUCAGAAAAACUUGAAAGAUCAUGUGAACAAUGUUGAAGUUAUAGAUAUGGAUUCUGAUGAUAAGUCUGAUUCUUCAGGAGAUGAAGGUUGUAGAUCUCUUAAAACAUUGCAUCCCAAAUCCAUAGAAAAUUCAGGCAAAGUUGCUGCUAAUAAAUUUGUGCCCAGUAACAGCAAUGUUGGUAGCAUCAGUGUGAAGGCCAUUGCAGGGAAUUCUAGGGUUCAAGGUUCUAAGGAAAGUUCCCUUGUGACACCUUGUGGUCAACGCACUCUACAAGUCAAAAUCAGCCCUCUUGGGGUACAUCAGGAAGUCCCAGCAAGGAAGAAGCUUCACUUGAUAGACAGUAUAAAGUCUAAGAAAGUGAUGUUGCCAUUAGCGAGGCCUGUGUCACCCACUCCUCUGUUCACUACAGUUAAACCUAUGAGCAAAGCGAGUGUUAUAAAGAUGCCAUCUACAGCCACAACUUCUUCAGCCGCUAUGGAGUCACUCUGUGGAGAUGUACCGGCGUACCAAUAUUUCCCUGCAGUGAUACCUGUUAGUCCAUCAUCAAUGUCAUACCGUAUGUUCCUUGACAAUCUCCCCCAGCAGCUGAAACAAAAGGGAGGUAAGCGUGUUGAGAAUGGUGACUCGCCUCCAGAGGAGAUGGAAAGGAGGAUCAGCGUACGACAAAGUGAAUGUGCAUUUCGCUACAAGGAUAUUGUAGUUAAGAAAUGUUCUAAAUACACACAGAUCUGGAUGAACACUCACACCAAGAUGAAGAAUGCUCUUAAUCCACAGGUCAUACAGGAGAUAUGCUCUGCACUUAACUCUGCCAAGUAUGAUGACAGUAACUUGGUCAUGUUUAGUGGGCUUGGCAAUGUCUUCUGUCAGGGUCUUGACCUUCACUACCUUGUCAGGGGAGACAAGCGUGUUGCUUCACGUCAGAUGGUUGAUGCUCUGAGAGAUUUCACCAAGUCCCUGAUAACAUUUCCAAAGCCGAUUGUUGCCGUGGUAACUGGACCAGCGGUUGGUCUCGGUAUGACCAUGUUGCCUCUCUGUGAUGUGGUAUAUGCCAGUGAUAAGGCCACAUUCCAUUUGCCUUAUGCUCAUCUCGCACAAACACCUGAAGGAGGUGCCACCUUCUCGCUUCCAUCAGCCAUAGGCAUGGCAAUGGCAAAUGAGUUGCUGAUCGCAGGACGUAAAAUCACCGCUAUUGAAGCGUGCCAACUAGGUUUGGUUUCCCAGGUAUUUUGGCCAACCACUAUCAUGCAGGAGGUCAUUCCACGGAUUCAAAACAUGGCAAGCAUGUCGGGCAAGGCCCUUGAGACAACAAAGCUUCUGAUCCGGAGUCAUCAGCGAACAAAAUUAGAACUGACAAAUGAGUCCGAGAGUAACCUCCUCCUUGAGAGAUGGCCAUCAUUUGAAACACAGAAGGCCAUUGAGAGUUACCUCAGCAAUGAGAAGAAUUUCAUAAGUACAUGAUGACAAAGUGUCAUAGAGUGCAAAAAAUGGACUAUUGUUAUGAUAAUUGUAAUUAAUUGAAUUGUUUUCUUGUUUUUUAGAUUAAUAAGAAGGUUAUGAUUCUGUGAAUGGUACAUAUACUCAAAAUAUAUCAAUUCGAAAACUUUUUGGUUGAAAAAUGAAAUACUAUACUGUGCUCUAGGAAGUUUUUUUUUGUGGAGCAAUUGAUUUAUUCCUAAACAUUGGAAAUUUCUUAGUGACAGGUAUCUAUAAAAUAUAUUGUUUAGAAGGUGUCUGAAGAGGAAGUGUAGCACUCAUAAAAAGACAAUUACUAGAUAAACUACUGACUUAUUUCAGGGAAACUUAUACCUCAGUACUUGUACUAGCAGCUGAAUUUACACAGAAAUUUAUUUACAUGAUUAUAUAAAUAUUUGUGUGCAGCAGAAAUCAUCUCUACAUUGGAUUAUUAACAUUGUUAAUAGAAAUAUUUAUACUGUAGUGUAUUUUUUCAGAAUUUUAUAAAUACUUCUGUUGAUUUUAUCUUAUCUGCUGUAACUGCUUUAAAAACAGUUUAGAUUCUGUAGAUUAUUAUAAUUCAGUUUUUCCAUAUAUUAAUCUCAGGUUAUUUCCCUGUUUUUAUAGUUGAAUUAAUGGUUAAGCUAGACUGUGUUUUAGUGAAAUUUUAUUGAAUUGUGUGAAAUCAGAAGACUAAAACCAGGGCAACUAAAGCAGGUUAAUUUGGCCUGUUGAUUGUUCUUAAUGACAAGUCUGACAAAUUUUGAUAUGAUAUUUUGUAAUAUCUAGUGUUACAAAAAAGUUUUAAUGAUUUAGUUAUCGUCUAGCUGUUCAUUUUUGGGGUGAUGACAUUUUUGCUAUUUCGAGGGUCAUUGGUGUGGCUGUGAAAAUUUGAUCCAUAACAUAGUAAGAAAAAGGGUAAACUGUAUCCGCAAAAUCAACUGCACAUAUUGAACAGUUUGUUAUUUGCCAUAAGGAGCAACAUUUGGGAAAAUUUGAUAUGUUAUAGCCAGAUUGCAAAGUUUUAAAAUUUAAUUGUUUGUUUUUUUUUAAUAAAAAUAGCCUUUUAAUAACUUUUUUUAUCUAAGAAAAUAACCAGCUAUAUGGUAUUGAUACAUAUAAACUGUGCAAAGUCUUUCUGCAAAAAAAAUAUUAUGUGAUUUACUAUUGAUACACUGCGGCUGUUUCAAAAUUUAUCCAUGUGAGAGGGGUUGGAGAGAUGGGAGGUAUUUUUUAGAGUGCUUCCCACCCAUCCAGUUAUUCUUGAUUAACCCUUAGUAUUGCAGCCACAAGGGCUUGACAUGUUGCUAUGAUCCAGAAUAAAAAAAUAUCCUCAGAGUCCCAUCCGAUAGGUCACUUUGAUUUUCGACGUAAUUAUUAUUGUUUUUAUUUUGGAUCGUAUGAAUGUGUUGAGCCCCUGUGAUUGUAGCCAUGAUGCAAAGUGUAUUGAUGCUUUAAUGCACUCACAGUAGUAUACUACAGUACUGUGAAUUUUUACAAUGAAUUCCAAUCUCUACUGUCUCAUACUUUUUAGCUCCCCUGCCCAAAGGGCAAGUGAUCUUAUGCUGUGGUGUGGCAUCCUUCGUCUGUCCGUUCGGCAUCUAAUUUUUCCUUUGAACAACCUCUUCUCAAUAACCAUGAGGCACAGAGACCUAAUAUUGGUCCUGCAGUAUGCUUGUGUGAAGGGAUAUCAAGUUUGUUCAAUUGAAUGACAUUGACCCACAUUCAAGGUCACAGGGGUCAUAUAGGCUAAAAUCUUGAAAUGACUCCUCAACCAAUAACAAGAAGUUAAGCCACUUCGAUUUCGGCAUAUAUAUAAAGCAUGCUUGGAUGAAGGGCUACUAAGCUUGUUCUUAUGAAUGACCUUCACUUACACUUAAAUCUUUAUACAAUCAUUUCUCGAUAGCUAGGAGACUCUUGAUACCUGCUUUUAGGCCAAGUAUGCUUGAAUGAGGGACGAGAGAAAAUUUAUUGACAUGAAUAAACCUAGCCUACUCUGAUCAGGUGAGCGAUACAGGCCACUAGGGCCUCUUAUUAAUUCUAAAGGGAAGAUAUAGGUUUCUGAUGGUAUAAAAAUAAAAUAAAAAACUUAUUUUAAAUCCCCUGAUUUUUAAAGUCAGACAAAUUUUAUAUGUAUUGUAAAUGUUUGAUUUUAUAUGAUAAAGUGUAUGAGGAAAAAAAAAAUCUGUAUAUAACAAUUUAUAUUGAUUCAAAUAUUUUACGAUGUCGUUUAAAAUAUUGAAAAAAACAGUUCAAAAUAAUUCAAAACAUUGAAAUGGAAUAUUUGAAAAAUAAUUACAUUUGAAUGAUAGAAUAUUUAACAAAUGAUUUUAAACAUUGAAAUGUAUAUUCCAACUUAAUCUUCAUGAAAGUUCAGAAAGACAUCUUGUUGAAAUAAGAUGUUUUCAUUGAAAAUCUGUUUCACUCUUUUUGAAAAUUAUAAAUCACACAUAGUCUGUUAUCAUGCAAUAGAUAUGUCACCAAUUGUAAAGGCAAAGUCUGGAAAUGGAUGUUAAUAGAAUAUUCAAAAUAAUUUGUUUUACAUAUAAAGUAUAGAAAAAAACUUUGAUGUAAAAUUUUUGAUAUGAUCUUGUAAUCCCCAGAGCACUUGAGAGCUUAUUAAUAAUGAAAAUUUUGAGCAUUGUUGAGCUUAUAUCAAGUGAUGGGGUUAAUGUCAAAGAAUAUGAGUAAAUGUAGAUUUUCAACAGGUAGAAAGUAUUGAGUAUAUUGGUUUGUGCAAUAGGAUCAUUAAUGCAUUUCAUUAAAAAAACAGUCAGUAUCUGCAGCAUAUACAUUAUACAUGUUAUUUAUUGUUACAAUCAUUUGUUGGAUGUCAAUAUAUUUAAGUACUGACUGAUGUCCAGUAAAAGCUACCAAAUCUUGAGGACAGUGAUUUCUUUGCUGUUGUCUUUAUACUGGAUGAAUCAUAAUAAUAGUACUCGGCAAAGGUGUAUUUAUAUCCAUGAAAAUUGACAUCAAAAUGCAUAGUCAGUGUUUGCGUUUAUGCUAUUCCUGUAGCCUUUGUGAAGCAUACAAAUAAAAUAGAACGCAAGCGUUUUCAGGGAUUCCAUUCAAACAUUUAUUUUGAAGUGAUUUAAUUUCUAAGGGACUCCAUUUUAUCAAAAAAGGCCUUAUUUAUAAGUUACUAGUUCAAAUUCUUGACCAUAUCAUAAUAGUAUAAGGAAUCACUAUAAUAUUGGAUGUGUAGACAAACUAAAUAUUAUGGAAUUAGCUAUUGUUUGAUAUUUUGCGUUCCCCUUUUCAAGAUAAUAGGUGAUUUUGGUCAGAAUCCAUUGUUGAAACCUUUUUAUCUUUGCAUUUUUCUUCAUUAUAUAAUAUGGUAUUUAAGUAUUCACAUUUAGAAUUAAUUUAUUUAACAAAAAGCAAAUCAAAUUUGCAUUGCAAAGUUGUUGAGUCAAGACGGCAGUGUAGUAAUGAAACCAAAUGAUGUGUUCUUGUCUUACAAUGCUGAAAUGAUAUACAGUAGAAAGUAUAUAUAUACAUGGAGAUUAAGAGACAAUUUGUAGAAUAAAAGUUUUACUGAUGCAAAUAUAUAUUCCUUCCAAGAUCAUAAACAUUUUCUCAUUAGUAUGAAGACAUCAAUGAUUAUUUAAUGAAAUCAGUAUAAUUGCUAUACUACAGAUCCAUUUUAAUUGAGUGUUUGAUAAAAGAAUAAUACAGAUUUUAGAAUGUGUUCAAUAACAUGUGCAUCAUGCCAUUUGGAUUUCAUAAAAUACAUUGUCAUUAAUUUGUAGAUUAUUUAAUGUUUCAUGUAGACUAUUUAUUUUUCGCUUUCAAAAGCAAACCGAUUAUGAUCCAAUCAAUUGUGUUAUUUAUUUUGAAGCACUUUCUUAUAUAGCAUUAUUUCAAAUAUUGUAAACAUACUUAUUUUUAGGAGUAAGGUAUUUUAGAAUUUAAAUGCUCAGCUAGCUACAUAUAGUGGUAGAAAUCACUAUCAUAAGAUUAUCAACUUAAAAAAAUAUUAAAACAUGGUUAUCAAAUUAAAAAGCAUCAUGCACAUAACUUAAAAUGGUCUCCAGCAUAAGGAAAUUUAAAUACUGUAAAUCACUUAUAAUUCGUGUGGGAUUCAUUUUCAGUUUAAUGCACGAGGAGUCAAAUGUGAAUUCAAAUCCUUCACGAACUUUUGUAGGAAAUAAGACCUUUGUAUGGUUACAGAUGCACAAGUGUAAAAGAUUCCAUGAAACUAUUGACUCGUCAUUCACAAAUUUUAAGUAAUUCCUAGAUAUGCAUUCGCGAAUAUAACUGAGAGGUAGGUUGCUAAAUAAAGUUUUCGCGAAAUCUGAGUGAUUUAUAGUAUACUAAAUGUAAGUGUGUUUACAGUAAAUUAAAAUAUAACAACUUAAGCCAUACAAAACAAUGAUUUUGUAAGGGUCAUUGACUUCAAUGUUGGCUUUUUUUACUGAGAUUAUAUUUAUUUACCAAGUCCCAUUUCAGAUUUAAGAUGGUAAUUUCUCGUGUCUCCAGCUUCUGGCAUGGAAUUUGUUUUCACUGAAAUUUGUGUAAAAUGAUUCUUAGGGCAGCCAUUUUGUAUGUAUUUCAUUUAAAGCUCAUAUGCAUUGAAGUUGACAAUUUAAUCAUACAUUACCAUUAACCUACCACAAUUCAGGGACGUGUAAACUUUACCGCAUGUCUUCUACUCAAAUAUCGUUUAGUUUACAAGUUGUCUGAAAUAUGAACACAUUAGCUAACUGAGUAAGGCGGAUCACACUGUCAGGUAACCAAAUAUAGCGGUGUCUGGGUAUAUUUUGUUAUACCUGUAGAUUGUAUAGAUAGUAGCCUGCUCUGUGUAGUCGAACUUUCCCACUAACAUGACAGCUUAUUACAUGAGAAACCAAUAAAGGGCUUAUUACAUGAGAAACCAAUAAAGGGCUUAUUACAUGAGAAACCAAUAAAGGAAGGUUGGAUGUACAGGUAUCACUUAUCAGUGAUAAUGUAGCUAGUUUGACUGUGGUUCCAGGAUCUCGGUGCAAACAUAAAAAUCAAUACUUAGUAUAUAUAGUUACUCCGAUAUUUCCAUUCCUCAGGAGCCUUAAGAAUGAUUUCCCAAGUCUGCCAUUCUGACUUGAGAAUUAUGUAUUAUAAUUUUUGUGAUCAACAAACACCUUUUGGCUUAGGACAUGCUAUCGGCUGAUCAUAAUUUAGAAUGAUAAUUAAAAUGUUUAUUCCUCUAUGUCGGAGUUGCUGGCAUUUAUUUGCCGUGUAAAUGAUGAACAAUUUUUCACCAGUUUAUUUAUUGAUCAUAUCCAAACACAGGCUAGCAUACCAUUUUAAUGUUGUGUCUUAAAAAUGGUAGUGUUCUAAACAUUUCAUAUAAAUGAUUUUUAACAGAACAUAUUGUUGCUCUCAAUGUACAGUUACCGUGUUGAUAUUUUAUCUGUACGCAGUUAAAACUUGUUUUACAUUUUGUUUUAAAGAAAAAACAGACCUUCAGUUGCAGAAAGCCGAUAUUUCUGGAACAAUUUAAACAGAUUUAGAGUUGUUGUUUUUUCUUCUUAAAUAUAUGAAGUUUGUACCUGUUUGUAAAAAUGUACAGUGUUUUAUAUGUAAAUAUAACAUCAGACAACAGAUACAUUGUGCAUGCUUUUAAAGAUUAUUGCUUAAAGUGAAGAUGUGCGGAACAAUCUGAAAUCUAACGUAAAUCACUUUAGCAGUAUCUCAUUUGUUUCACAAGAUGUUUUAUUUUUCAUAGAUUCGGGAGUAAAGAUCACGAUUUGGAACAUGCCUUAAUAAUUUAACAUUGCUGGUUAUCUUCGCGAGUUUUUUGCAGAUUUUACAAAGUAUGUAGUUUAAUAAAUACUUAAAAAAUAAAGAAGAAAAAAAAGGAUUACAUGAAAAUUUAGUGAUUUACACCAACUUAUCGGUUAUCUCCUUUAAAUACAGCAGUCACUCUGGUUUUUGUUCACUUUACACAGGGACAAAGUAAUACAGGAGAUAUUCGAAAACAGGAUCUCAACGGAAAUAAAAAAAUAUAUAGCUGUAGCUA